AUGACAACAUCGAACGGCCUCAAUGGCAUCAACGGUACGAAUGCCACAUUACAUUCCGACGGCAGCAACGGUGCCAAUGGUGCCAACGGUACCAAUGGCGUCUCACAUGCCAACGGCAUCAACGGAAAUCGGGGAGCCUCCGAGAGCCUCCAACGCAACGGUACUCAAGUUAUCAAUGGUGGCUCACACGCAAGUGGCAUCAACGAGAAACCUGUUCCUGUAGCAAUCUGCGGUAUGGGCCUUCGCCUCCCAGGAGGAUCAUCGACCCCUCAAGAAUUCUGGGAAUUCCUUGUGAAUAAGGGUGAUGCAAGAGGUCGAGUCCCCAAAUCGCGCUAUAACGUAUCAGCUUAUCACGAAACCUCAAAACGACCGACAACUGUUGCUACCGAGUAUGGCUACUUCCUGGACGAAGACGUGAAGCUCGGUGCUUUGGAUACAACUCGGUUCUCAAUGAGCCGUGCCGAUGUUGAAUAUGCGGACCCUCAGCAACGUCGUUUGCUGGAAGUUGUCAUGGAGGCCUUUGAGGACGCCGGAGAGGCAGAUUUCAGAGGCAAGAAAGUUGGAUGUUACUUUGGAAACAUGAACGAAGAUUGGGGCGAGAUGAUGAACAGAGACCCUCUGUGGCACGGUGCAAACAAGAUUGAUGGCUAUCAGGACUGGAUGCUAGCCAAUCGCAUAUCUUACGAAUUUGGUCUAACUGGACCAAGCAUGACUAUCCGUACUGCUUGUUCAUCGGCUCUUGUUGGUGUCAAUGAGGCUUGUUCGGCUAUUCAAAGAGGCAUCUGCGAAGGCGCAAUUGUAGCUGGUGGCAACUUGAUCCUAGCCCCAGGGACAACACAACAAAUGACUGAAAAAGGGAUCCUGUCACCUGAAGGAUCGUGUAAAACGUUUUCUGCAGAUGCUGACGGAUAUGCACGAGGCGAAGCGUUCACAGCUAUAUUCCUGAAGCCUCUGGAUGCUGCUAUUCGUGAUGGUAAUCCGAUCCGGGCAGUCAUAAGAGCCGCUGUGUCAAACUCGGAUGGCAAGACACAAGGUAUUACUCAGCCGAAUGGCGCGGCUCAUGAGGCGAUGAUACGUCUGGCCUAUAAACAGGCUGGUAUCACAGAUUUCUCAAAGACGGCAUACUUUGAGUGUCAUGGAACUGGCACUGCAGUUGGGGACCCUAUUGAGACUGGAGCAGUAGCCAACGUAUUUGGGGACGAUGGCAUCCAUAUCACCUCUGUGAAGCCCAAUGUUGGUCACACCGAAGGUGCCUCAGGUCUGGUGUCUUUGAUCAAAGCCGUCAUGUCGUUAGAGCAUCGCACUAUCCCUCCAAACAUCAAGUUCAAUACUCCGAACCCCAAGAUCCCCUUCAAAGACAGGAAACUCACUGUCCCGACUGAGCCAACGCCGUUCCCCAAAGAUCGUUGUGAGAGAGUCAGCGUCAACAGCUUCGGUCUAGGUGGCUCAAACGCGCAUGUCAUCGUCGACUCAGCAAGAAGUUUCGACCUUCCCAUGCCUGCGGUUCGAGAAAGGGACCGAGAUACCGACCCCCAGUUACUCCUAUUCUCAGCUGGCUCUGCUCCAUCACUGAAGAACAUGGUAAGUGAUUACGAAAGUUGGAUCAUAAGGAAUCCAGAUAUGUCCGAUAGGUUGCAUGAUCUAGCCUACACGCUUGCGAACAGACGCGAGCACCUUCCCCACCGGUCGUUCAAGGUUGUGGGUACCACCGAUAUCCCACCCUCUCAGGGAAGGAAGAUUCCGGGUCAGUCCAUGAGUCUGGUCAUGGUGUUCACUGGACAAGGUGCACAAUGGCCCCGCAUGGGCCGUGAGCUUCUCUUACGCGAUGAUCUCAUCUUCCAGGAAACUAUCCGAACGCUGGACAGGCACCUCGAGGCCAUUCCUGAGCCACCACAGUGGACGAUUGAGGCAGAGCUGCAAAAGUCAGCCAAAACAUCGCGUGUUCAGAAGGCCGAGCUCUCACAGCCGCUGUGCACUGCCGUUCAGAUUGGCUUGGUGGACCUCUUGGCAGCCAUCGGUAUUGAGCCUGCGGCGGUUGUGGGUCAUAGCAGUGGUGAGCUGGCUGCUGCAUACGCAUCUGGCGCUCUUACCGCCAAAGAAGCCAUCAUCGGAGCUUACCAGCGCGGACAAGCUGCCAAGCUCCAGAACAGGAAGGGUGCUAUGGCUGCCGUCGGACUGAGCUGGGAUGAAGUUGAGCCGUUCUUGAACCGGCCCCAUGUGGUCGUGGCCUGCGAGAACUCUCCGAAGAGUGUUACACUCUCAGGUGACGCUGAAGAGGUGCAGGCUGCUGUCAAUCGUAUCAAGGAAGCGCAUCCCGAUAUCACGGCUAGAAUGCUCAAGGUCGAAAAGGCAUACCACUCGUACCAUAUGCAAGAGAUUGGAAACGACUACCAUGCGAUGAUUGAACCAUAUCUGGAGGGUAGGCAGGCGGCCAAGCCCUUCUUCUCCAGUGUAACAGGCAUUGGCCGGCCAGAAGAGCGGAAACUCGACGGCAAAUACUGGCAGCAGAACUUGCAAUCGCCCGUGCUCUUCAGCCCCGCCGUAGCUGGUGUAUUGAAGCACUUCAAAAAUCCAGCAUUCAUCGAAAUUGGGCCUCACGGAGCCCUAGCUGGCCCUGCGCGACAGAUCUUCGCCAAGGCGUCUGCCUCUCCUCCAUACCUGUCGGUGAUGACACGUAAUGAGGAUUGCGUGCAGUCGUAUCUGGCCGCCAUUGGCAAGUUGUUCGAGCUCAACGUCCCUCUAGACUAUAUGGCCGUUGCCCCCGCCGGACAGGCGCUGGCAGAUCUGCCGCGUUACCCUUGGAAUUACGAGGGAGAAUUCUGGGCUGAGUCUCGUAUGUCCAUCGAGUGGAGGCACCCGAAAUUUCCGCGUCAUCCACUGCUCGGACGUCGACAACUGGAGAGCACUAGUUUAGAGCCCAGUUGGAGGAACUUGACCAACAUUGAGGACGCCCCCUGGCUUCGAGACCAUCAGAUUCAGGGCACCAUUAUUUUCCCUGCUGCAGGCUAUUUUGCAAUGGCUGGCGAAGCAAUUCGACAACUCAGCGGAACCGAGAAGUCAUAUAGUCUCCGCCACGUUGUGCUCAGCCAGGCGCUGAUAUUGCAGGAGGGUGCCGACACCGAGGUCGUCACAAACCUGCGCCCUCAUCGACUCACCGAUUUAGAAGAUAGCCAGUGGUGGGAGUUCUCCAUCGCCUCCUAUAGCGGUCAUUCUUGGGUGAAGCAUUGUGUGGGCCAGGUCUCAGCCUCGGCAACAACCAAGCCAGCCCAGGCUGAAGAGGCUGAGUCGCUUCCCCGAAAGUUGGAUACCUUUAAGAUCUUCAAUACUCUGGCAAACUCAGGGAUGGAGUAUGGACCAGCCUUCCAGCGUUUGGAUAAGAUCAGUGCAGGAACCCUGGAGACCAGGGCAAUGAGCAGUCUAACCCGCAACCUAAAUGGAGACGAGAGUAAAUACCACCUGCACCCUACGAUUAUUGAUGCAGCUCUUCAAAUGGGCCUUGUUGCUGCAAGAUCCGGUAGGCUUGAUGCUAGCAACUGUGCGGCAAUGCCUACCCUGAUUGAGGAGAUGACCAUUUUCAGCAGCAGCCCGGAGUCAGAUAUGACCGUCACAGCGUCCACAGAGGUUAAGCCUGGCAGCGGCGAAAUCAGGGGCCAAUUCCAGGUUAUUGCUGAUGGCAAUAUUGUAUUGAACAUGCCAGAGGCCGCCUUCACGCCCAUUGAACAAGGUGACAAAGAAAUUGUGCACAAACUCCCCAUCAGUGCGCGUGUCAGCUGGAAGCCUCACAUCGACUUCAUCGAUGCAGCUUCUCUCAUCGAAUCUGAGUUCGAUGGCAAGAAGUGGACGCCGCUUCUGAACGAGCUUGGCGAGCUAUGCUUUAUCUUCUUCCAGAGAUGCAUUGAAGAUGUGAAACUUUCAGAGAAUCCCUCAAUCCAGCGGUUCGCAGCUUGGAUUGGUCGGCAAUUCAACGCACUCGACAAGAAACACCCUGGGCAUGCCCUUGAUAUACCGCAAAUUGUAGACAGAGCUCAUGACAUCGGAAAGAUGAUGGCUGAGUCACCACUGGCUGCCUGCGCGGACUGCAUCCUCGAGAUUGGCCAGUAUAUCGUCGAGCUACUCAGUGGCGAAAGGGACGUCAUUGAUGUUCUUUCACAGAACGAUCUUCUUACCAAACUUUUUGCGGCGGCCAACACUGUCAAUCGAACCGCCUUUCUCAAAAGCCUGGCGCACGCAAGGCCUAGCCUUCGCAUACUGGAGCUCGGUGGCAGCACCGGACAAUUGACUUCCGCUUUGAUGGAAGAUUUGAUUCUGCCUGGCGGUGGGGCCCUCUAUUUCAAAUACACCUUUACGGAUGCCUCGUCGGCUUCAUUUGCCGACGCAAAGAAGCGCUUCCAAGACUUGGACAACAUUGAAUUCCGCGUGUUAGACGUUAGCAAGGACCCAUCAGAACAGGGAUUCAAAGCAGAUGACAAGUACGACCUGAUUGUCGCUACAAACUUCGUUCACGCAACUCCGAGCCUUUCAGGUUCCUUGGCCAACGUGCGUAAACUCCUAGCACCCGGCGGCCGACUCCUUUUGCAAGAGCUCAAUACCGACUCCAAGUGGAUCAACUGCAUCCUGGGCUUCCUGGAUGAUUGGUGGGUUGGAGAGAACGAUGGGCGUCCCGAUGAGCCAUACGUAUCUCCUGAGCGUUGGGAGAUCGAGCUGAGGCGCGCUGGCUUUGCUCCGCCGGACGUGGUCCUUGACUCUGCGGCACCACACCAGCUUAGCGCCGUCAUGAUCGCUAGGCCCGAAGAAGAUGUCAAUCCAACGGUCAGUAAGGCUGUGACUGUUCUGGCCCACAAACUUGACGAUAGGAAAGUCGAUGUGGUAAGCCAGAAGCUCGAAAACCGAGGAUACACGGUCAACAAGUGUCGCUUCGGCGACGAGCUGCCGCGAGGAUCUCUGGAUAUAAUCAGUCUGCUUGAUGAGGAUAGCCCGUUCUUCGAGGAAAUUGACGAGCACCGCUUUCAGACUUUGCAGGCACUGCUCGCCAAUAUUGGCGAGUCAGGUCUGUUCUGGGUCACCCGCCCAUCGCAGAUGCAAUCCAAGGACCCGCGAUACGCAACUGUCGUCGGCGCGAUCCGUUCUAUCCGCCACGAAGACAGCAUCGACUUUGCUACUUGUGAGGUUGAUGAGGUUAUUACAUCACUUGACCGUGUACUUGACGCAUUCGUCCACUUCCAGAAGAGACAUGAGGACGAGUUUUUCAGACCCAAUUAUGAGUACGCAAUCGUCGACGGCACCAUCAAUGUCCCUCGCAUUUAUCCCUUCACCUUUGGUGACGAGCGAGCCUCUAGACGAGCUACAGAGGAGAGAGUAUCUCUUGUAGUCGAGAAACCUGGCCGCCUGACCUCGCUGAGUUGGGAGUCGCGUCGACCUGGGCCUCUGGUUGGCGACCAGGUCGAGGUAGAGGUCUUCUAUGCUGGGCUCAGCUCCAAAGUACGUGACAACGGUCUGCACCCUAUCUGGAAGAUUGUUGGAACUGACGUGAUUUUGACACAGGAUGUCGCAGAGGUCAUGGGCACCAGCCCGUACCCAGCCGGAGGCCUUGGUGGAAGCGCUAGUGGCAGAGUGUCUGCCAUCGGGCCUGAUGUCCUAGACUUCACAGUGGGCGACCGUGUGAUCAGUCUUGGAGCCGGCAGCUUUUCUUCACAUCUACGAACUUGUGAGGCGCUAGUUGAGAAGAUUCCAGACAAUGUUUCAUUCGAAGACGCAGCGACGUUGCCUGCUGCAUAUGGAACGGCCCUCGCAGCUUUGUACAAUGCCGGAGACCUGCAAACCGGACAGUCUGUUCUGAUCCAUAAUGCCGCUGGGGAUGUGGGCCUGGCUGCCAUACAGCUUGCCAAGGCGCUGGAGGCUGAUGUAUACGCAACUGUCAGCACUGAGGCACAAGCUACAUUUCUCGUCGAGAGUCAUAAACUUCCUAGGUCCUCCAUCUUCUGGUCCGCGGAUAACAUCUUCUUGAAAGCGAUAUUGGACGCGACCGGUGGAAAGGGUGUUGAUCUGGCUCUGAACUCACUGUCUGGCGACCUCCUCCAUGCUACUUGGAAGUCCGUCGCUGAAUUCGGCAAGAUGAUUGAAAUCGGCACAUCAGAUCUAGUGGGUGCUGGUAGAUUGGAGCUAAACUCCUUCCUUGGCGGCAGAAGUUACACUGGCGUCAAUCUAGAGGCUCUAGUAGUCAAGAAGCGGUCUGUCGUUAAAGGACUUCUCCAGUCAACAGUGAAACUAUUGAAAGAGGGUAAUAUUGUCCCGAUCUCACCUCGAAUCGUAUAUGAUGCCUUUGACGUCGAGAGUGCCAUCAGGCAUGUGCAAGAAAGCAAAGACAUGAAUAAAGUCAUUCUCCAGGUCAGGGAUACUGAUGGCACACUCAAGAUCGGCACAAGUCUCGUCAAAGUUGCCGAUGAUAUCUUCAAGGUCGAUAGUGCAGCCUCGUACCUGCUCGCCGGAGGCCUGGGUGGUAUUGGAACUGUUAUCGCCAGACACCUCGUCGAGAACGGUGCUCGUCGCAUUGUCUGCCUUUCGAGAAACCCUGGGUCACGCAAAGAGGAUGCCAAUACUAUUGGAGAGCUACAAAGUAUGGGAUGUGAGGUGGUUCUUGUCAAGGGCGACAUGGUGAAUAGGGAUGAUGUCUUCCGCGCCGUCCAGCAAGCGCCAAACCUGAAGGGCAUUCUUCAUUCGCCCAUGCUUCUUCAGGACGAGGCUUUCAGAAACAUGAGGUUAGAGCAAUGGAUCAAGGCAACCGGACCCAAGGUGAAGGGAGCCUGGUAUUUACACGAGGCUACCGUGGAGGCCGGUAUCGAGCUCGACUUCUUUGUGUUUUUGUCUUCGAUGUCGGGUAUCACAGGGCAGCCUGGUCAGGCCAAUUAUGCCGGUGCCAAUACUUUCUUAGACGCCUUCGCACUGUGGCGAAACAGCAAUGGGCUGCCCGCAUCAUCCAUAGACAUUGGCGCCGUCGCUGACAUGGGCUACGCUGCUCGUGACCAAAAGCUGCUGCAAAGACUCCUGAAGAAUGGUUAUUCAGGCGUCACAGAGUCGGAAAUGAUCGAAGCAUUCCGGGCAGCAUGUUCUUAUCCCAUUCCCAAGCUACAUAUCGAUGCGAACAGCGUACCGUUCGCCCACAGGAACACCUUCGCUACGGGCUUUGGCUCAGACAAGUCCCUCAGCCAUCCAGACAGCCGUCUGCACUGGAAGAAAGACGUACGAAUGGCUAUCUGGCACAACAUCAGCGAUGGCGAUAUUGGCAAUGCAGGUGCUGGAGGUGAUGGCUUUAAAGCGUUCUUGGCCAGGGCCAAGAGCGAUCUUGAGAUCCUCAGCAAGCCAGAGACAGUCGGCUAUAUCGCCUUGGAAAUCGGGAAACAGCUGAUGAACUUGCUUUUGCGGCCUGACGAUGGUCUUGACAUAACUCUUCCUGUGCAACAACUAGGUCUCGACUCGCUUGUUGGCAUAGAGUUGCGAAAUUGGUGGAGACAGACAUUCGGGUUCGAUAUUAGCGUGCUCCAGCUCCUAGGCCUCGGUACCUUGGAGGAGCUCGGUAAACAGGCUGUGAAUGGAUUGGCAAAAGCAGCAAAAUGA
Molecule: messenger RNA, 7611 nt
Organism: Neoarthrinium moseri
Lineage: Eukaryota; Fungi; Ascomycota; Sordariomycetes; Amphisphaeriales; Apiosporaceae
Exons: 6
Coding region: 1-7611 (2536 amino acids)
Biological process (GO): fatty acid biosynthetic process; secondary metabolite biosynthetic process
Molecular function (GO): oxidoreductase activity; phosphopantetheine binding; fatty acid synthase activity
Source: RefSeq, a predicted model, not a curated record